UGAGCCGGGCCUGCAGAGGAUCCCUGUCUGCCCCGUGAACGAGGCGACAAAAUAAUAUCACGUGAUCCAAAAUGGGCAGUCCUCUGACGGUGCUGAAAAAAGCCAUUUUCUGGCGCUGCUGCAAAUUCUGCCCAAGUCCAAAUAAUUUACCUGGAUCCUGGCUGGGAGGAGAGGCAAACUUUGAUGUGUGAUCAGAUCUGUCCAGAUGGAUAAAAUGCAGCCCAACCGGAUUAAAAUCACAGAUCUGAACUCACACCUCACAUGCCCACUAUGCGCUGGUUACUUAAUUGAUGCCACAACCAUCGUAGAGUGCCUGCACUCCUUUUGUAAAACUUGCAUUGUUGCAUUCCUGGAGACAAAUAAGUUCUGCCCUCGAUGUGACGUUCAGGUUCACAAGACAUGUCCUCAGCUCAGCAUCAGAGCAGACAAAACUCUACAAGAUAUUGUUUAUAAGCUUGUUCCGGGUUUAUUCAAAGAUGAGAUGAAACGGAGGCGGGACUUCUACGCAGAGAACCGUGUGCUGGAACCAGGGGAAGUGGUGGAGACGUUCAACAUAGCAGAGGAUGAAAUCAUCAGUCUGUCCAUACAGUUCUACGAGAGGAACAAAAAUAAUGAGAGGCAGCAUUCAGAGCUGGAAGGAGACAAGUCCAACGGUAAACGCUUCCUGCAGUGCCCAGCAGCCAUGUCCGUCAUGCACUUAGCGAAGUUCCUCCGAAGCAAGAUGGAUAUUCCCAACAACUACCGGGUGGAGGUGCUGUAUGGAGAUGAGCCCUUGAAGGAUUACUACACACUAAUGGACAUCGCCUACUUCUACGAGUGGAGACGAACUGGACCCAUCCCCCUGCAGUAUCUGGUGAAACCCACCCGGAAGCGCAGGAGGCCGUCCCAGUCGGCGGCGCAGGGCCACUCUGACGGCGUCAACACCAGCCCCACAUCAGAGAGCGACUCCCACAGCGACAAGGUUCACAGUCCCACCACGGCCCAGCCCCCCCGAGCCUCCUCCCAGUCCAGCCCCGUGUCCCACAACCUGUCCCCCGCCAUCCAAAGCUCCAACGGUACCACCGUGCCCAACAACACUCAGCGACACACCCUUGCUUCAAAACAGGGCGCCAACGCUCGGAAGGUGACUGUCAACGGCACGAGCUCCGGGACCAAAGAGGAGGCGAGGGGGGGGGACAAAAGCGGUAUGCCUCCGACGACCUAACGAGUUUACAGACCCGCAGGGAGGACAGUGUUGGAAUUGCUCCCGUCUUUCUUUCUACAGGGCGAACAGACACGCCUUCUGGAGGAACAGAAGGUUAAUGCUUCAGCAAGAGGGACUGAAAAGUGCAGCCAAAUAGAUGUGUGUGUGUGUGUGUGUGUGUGUGUGUGUGUGUGUGUGUGUGUGUGUGUGUGUGUGUGUGUGUGUGUGUGUGUGUGUGUGUGUGUGUGUGUGUGUGUGUGUGUGUGUGUGUGUGUGUGUGUGUGUGUGUGUGUGUGUGUGUGUUUAUGUGUGUUAGACUAGACUGGUGCACACAUACAAACUGUACAGUAUGUAUCAAACGUGAGCAUGUGUGCAUACAUAUGUAUAAACUUAUCUUUUAUACAAGAUAUUGUAAUCGUUUUGUAUUGUAUAUGCAGUGGGUCUGUUUCAUUUUCAUACUGUAGUUCCAUCGUUGAUUUGACUCUGUGAAACACUGAGUCACUGCAGACGUGUGAUGUAAAGAAGUAAAAAAAGAAGAAGCUAAUCCUCGCCUUUUUGAACAGUCAUGUUAAUAACUGCUGUAUAGCGUGUCCACAGUAAGCAGCUGCUCAUCAGGUAACACAGGUACAUUACAUUAAAACUGCCCAUGCACUUUGUUAACGUCACUUCACAAAACCUGAAGUAUUUUCCAGCAGGAGAAGCUUUUCUAUUUACACAAGUCCAAGCACUACCACGCUCACAGGCGGGUGUCUGUCAGCAGGCCAUGUUCUCUCUCAUGGCAUCGAACAACUCAAAAGGGAUUUGAAUAUUUGGCCAUGUAUGUUGUAGUUCCAUUCAUUUCAACAUUCCUUUUGUUUCUUUUCAACAAACGAUGAUUUUUUUAUCAGCCAUAUGUGCAUGUUUUAGGUCAAUAAAAUGUUUACUUACUAGGU
Messenger RNA from Eleginops maclovinus (Patagonian blennie), 2115 nucleotides. Its product is annotated as polycomb group RING finger protein 2-like. Gene Ontology annotation, biological process: negative regulation of transcription by RNA polymerase II. Gene Ontology annotation, cellular component: PRC1 complex. The transcript is spliced from 9 exons. Gene Ontology annotation, molecular function: promoter-specific chromatin binding; metal ion binding. Bases 206 to 1204 code for a protein of 332 amino acids. NCBI's taxonomy places the organism in Eukaryota, Metazoa, Chordata, Actinopteri, Perciformes, Eleginopidae. The record is from RefSeq and is a predicted model, not a curated record.